This is a messenger RNA of Carya illinoinensis, 1463 nucleotides long. Its product is annotated as protein kish-like. Gene Ontology annotation, biological process: intracellular transport; protein secretion. The record is from RefSeq and is a predicted model, not a curated record. The transcript has 6 exons. The coding region runs from base 265 to 477 and encodes 70 amino acids. Lineage: Eukaryota; Viridiplantae; Streptophyta; Magnoliopsida; Fagales; Juglandaceae.
CUCUUUUGUGCAUUUUAGUGUAGUGAUUGAUUGGGUGUAUUUAAAGAUCCGUUCGUUGAUCAAAAAGCUGAAAGCCCGAGACGCAUUCCCGAUUCCGAAACGAACCUUGUCAUUUACUCUUCCCACAUUGCCUUCAUUCCGUGGCGCUGCCUGCCUCGUGCUCAGCGCCGUUACCUCCGGGCACCGCCAAUCUCUCCAACGUAGACGUCAAUAACGCAAGUGUGGAGGAAGGAAAUAAAUUAUCAAGUUUGAGGACAACUCGAAAUGUCAGCACUCUUCAACUUCCAUUCGUUUUUAACGGUAGUGCUUUUGGGGAUCUGCGCCUGCACUUAUUUGAAGAUGCAUUUUCCUGCUAUCCUUGAACUGAGAACUGGGUUUCGCGGUUUCUUUUGGAAGGCAGCCAGAAUAGGUGAGCGCUUGAGUCCAUGGGUGGCUGUUGGAUGCUUCACCAUGGGUGUGUCAAUUAUCUUCUUCUGAGCCACGUAUUGUUAUAUUCAGAUGACAAUUGGGCGUGGUACAAAUAUGUAUCCAUUUGACAUUAUAAAAAGAAUAUGUUACGAGGGGCACUUCAAGUAACAAAUGGUUGCUUGGUACGAUCAGGUAACAAAGAGCCAUAUUAAGAUCUUAAUCAUUGUUUAAAGUUGCAGUUGGGUAAGAUAUUUUUAAAGACCCAACUGUUAAUUCAAAAACCUUAAAUGUUUAAGAUCAUAAUAUUCUACCACGUUUCCAAAUCCAACAUCCAUGGCGGCCUAUUUCAUCAACACUAACUUGAUAGUAGCCAUUUUUCUUUUGGCGGCUUUACUCAUAUAUUAAUAUUCAAUAACUUAACACUAUGUUUAUAUAUAAUACCAAAAUAUUUUAAUCCAGUUUAUAGGUCACUCCCUCAAUUACUUAACCUCAUGACAUAGUUUCUGGCUCUAAUAUCAAUUGUUAAAAAACUCAACCAUUGAUCAAAAAAUCUUAAAACUAUUGGAUACUAAUUUGGUUAAAUAUUUAACCUUGGUAACGUUAUAUUGUUGCUGGAGUCUGCCUAUUUGUGCUCGCAUGACUAUUAAUUUAGAAAUAGCAACCAAUAGGAUAGAAAUAAAAAAAUAAAUAUCCACGUUUGGCCAUAUGCUCUGCUCGUGAAGACUGGUUAUUUGAAUUCAGAGGCAGGUGAAAUUUAAAGUCUAAUAGGGGGAAAAAGAAAUUCGACCAUUGGGUUUGGAAUAUUCUAUCAUUUCAACGUAUCAGUCCUUGAACUAAUGAUUAUGUCUAAAUAGUUGAUUAUUAAUAAGCUGUUUAAGCACAUUAUGCCAUGAUUCUCGUUUCGUUUAACUUUUUGUUCUCUGGUGCACCUAAUAUUCAAAUCCCAUAACUACCGGAUAAAAGAGAGAAUAUAGUUGGAGUUAUAUUUACGUAAUUGCCUAUUGAAUACGUAAGAGAAACGAUGGUCCACCAAGGGAAUUGAAUAUAUAUAUUGA